AGGAGGCUAGGCGGAGAGAGUCGGGCUCUGGGCCACCGCCAUUUUGGUUGCGUCUGGCCAGGGCCGGCGGGUUUGUCAGGCGCGGAGCCGGGCGGCGGCGGCGGCGGGGCGGGAUGUCGGCGUUCUCGGAGGCGGCGCUGGAGCGGAAGCUCUCGGAGCUCAGUAACUCCCAGCAGAGCGUGCAGACGCUGAGCCUCUGGCUCAUCCACCACCGCAAGCACUCGGGGCUCAUCGUCACCGUCUGGGAGCGGGAGCUGCGCAAAGUUUCCUCCAGUGUGCCAAGGAGGACAGACAAAUUCUCCCACAGUUCACUGGGAAAGAAUCUGUUGCACAGUUUACUGCAGCACAAAGAACCGUGGGACGUAUCCCCAGAAAGUCCUGAGGAUGCACAUAGGGGAGCGCACCAUAACUUGGCAAAACCAAAUAGGAAGUUGACAUUUCUGUACCUGGCCAACGAUGUCAUUCAGAACAGCAAAAGGAAAGGACCAGAAUUUACAAAAGACUUUGCACCAGUUAUAGUUGAGGCCUUUAAGCAUGUUUCAAGUGAGUCUGAUGAGAGUUGUAAGAAACACCUUGGCCGUGUGCUCUCUAUUUGGGAAGAAAGGUCUGUUUAUGAAAAUGAUGUAUUAGAACAACUUAGGCAAGCUUUGUAUGGUGACAGAAAGGCCAGGAAGCGCACAUUUGAACAGAUAAAAGUUGAUGAAAAUAACUGUUCAGCACAAAGUUCUCCAAGUGACCCUCCACAGACUACAGAUCUUAUUAGAGCAUUACAAGAACUAGAAAAUGCAGCCUCUGGGGAUGCAGCAGUUCAUCAGAGGAUAGCUUCAUUGCCUGUAGAGGUCCAAGAUGUGUCCUUACUAGACAGAAUAACAGAUAAGGAAUCUGGAGAACAGCUUUCCAAGAUGGUAGAUGAUGCUUGCAUGGUACUGGCGGAUUACAAUGGCAGGUUGGCGGCUGAAAUAGAUGAUAGAAAACAAUUAACUCGAAUGUUAUCAGACUUUCUGCGGUGUCAAAAAGAAGUCCUUGCAGAAAAAGAGCAUAAGUUGGAAGAAUACAAGCGUAAGUUAGCCAGAGUAUCCCAGGUGCGAAAAGAACUCAGGUCACGCAUCCAGAACCUUCCUGAUCUGUCUCGACUUCCCAAUGUCACAGGCAGUCAUGUGCACCUACCAUUUGCUGGAGACAUCUACAGUGAUGAUUGAUAAGAACCUCUAUUUCUAUAGCCUCUGCUCUUCUGUGGAGUGAGGGGUAGGUCAGACUGAUUGAUAGUCCUGUAGUAUUAUUUUUGUACAUUGUUGGAGAGUGGCGGGGAAAAAAAAAAAAGCUCCAAAUAAUUUAUAAGAAUUGUUUAAAAUAUUGGUUUGUUUACUGUUUUAUUGGCAAGUGAACAUAUAGGUACAUUUAUAAAAGGUGGCAUCUGUAUAUUAUUACGUUAAAAAUGGGUAAUUAUCUUAAAAUAUUCAUAUCUUUUGUACAGAUUUUGAUCAGGUGCCCUGUAAGAAACUGAUAAGUUUCCACUUUAUUUUUCUUAUGCACCCUCUACUCAGUGUAGUUCACUAUAUAAUCAAAGUAUACAUUUAAGUUGCCACAUUUCAAUGGCUAGUGAGGCAAUGGAACAUUAUGGAAAUCAUAAUCUUAUGUUUAUAAGAAGACGACUGCAAUUUAUUUUUAUGUGGAGUGUGAUGUUACUGGUUAUUUAUUAAGUUAAUUUACGCACCCCCAAAUAAAACUAUUGGUUUAUUUUAAAGUAAAUGUUAUUAACCAACUUUGAAAGUGGAAAAUAUAAAUCAUGUUAAAUUGAACACCUUAAAUGACUCAAAAUUGUGCUUAAUUUUAAUAUUUAAAAGUAAACAUUAAAAAUACAGCAUAAAAACUAAAUAUUUUAAUUAGUACAAUAGAAAUGCUUUUUUUCCUGACAACUCGGUUUCUAAAUUGAAGGACCACUUCUUUGUACAAUAACCCCUUUCUGCCACAUCCGUCUCCAUUAACAAACCUGAUCCCUGAAACGUGAAGUCAUUCCACAGCUUCAACUAUAGUAUGCGGUGGUUACUCAGGACCAUACCUAUUUUUGAAUGGCCAUUAUUAAAAUUGGAAAGUGCUCAAGUACCAUUUUACUUACACAGCAUGAUGAUACUACAGGUAGAAUUUUGUUGUCUGUGGAAACUUUGGGUCAAAGCAUCCUCUCCCAUGGAGAAGCCUGUCCAGAGAGGCCAAUGAGUGCCACAGGUCCCCUGUGUCUAAGCCUCCCAGCAAACAACUUCUGGAUCUUGGUCUCCUUUUCUUACAAGGAGGGGGUUUUCUCCCAGAAAAUCUAGGCCACUGUGUGAAUUAAACUGUAGAAAAAUGUUGCUGAAUGUAUGUUUAAAAACAAACUCUAUCACUGUAUAAAUGUGGUAUUUGUAUAUGAGUAACUAAACUUAUGAAAAUAAAGUUGUUUACCCCUUGCCUUUUAAAAACACUAAGAGGCAGAUGUUUAAGGGUAUUUAGGAGCCUCAAGAUGCAGCUAGAUGCCUAGUCGGAUUUUCAAAAGUGCCUUACUCGCCAUUAAUAGGAGUUAAGAACGUAGGUGCUCUUGAAAAUCCCCCUAGGCUCCUAGCAGCAUCCGUAGGGCCCUAAAUACCCUUGAACAUCUGACCCCAAGUGUUUGAGUUUGUUUUACCGUGUGAGGCUUUUUUAAGUGUUCUAGCAAGAAAUUUGCCUAGAGAAGCUCUUUCAUUGUAAACAUUCAUAGCAAUAUUAACAAAUAUCCACCUUUACUCAUACUUGUCAUACAAACUAAAGCUUUUUACAUUAGUGUAAACAAAAAUAAAGUUUUACAGCCAAUUAAUACUGUACCCCCUCACCCCACAUUACACACUUAAAAACAGUAGUUUCUAAAAUAAAAUAGACUGAGAUGACUCAGUAUAAUCCUGGAGUGAAAUCCUGGCCCUACUGAAGUCAGUGGAAGUUUUGCCAUUUACUUCAGUAGGUCCAGGCCCUGGAAUUCUUGUUAACGAUCAGCAGGAUAUAACAGCCUUCUUUUUAAAAAUAUUCAUAUUUGGACACAAGUACAUACAGUCCUCUUUUGCAAAAAGUACCACAAAUGGGCUGUAGUUAGAUGGAAAAAUCUAUGGAGUGAAAUUACAGGGUUUCUGCACAGCAUCAUUACUUUGGAAUAGGGUUUAGCAGCCCACAGAGGGGUCUCAGAGAGUUUGGACCUUCACCCAUUUCUCUGUGCAUCUGAAGGUAACAGAGGAAUGGGGUAUUUACAAAGAGGGCCAGACUCUCCAUGACAUUUCCUGGGACUCUUCCUGUCCUCUCUAACAAUAUACCAUCUAGACUGCUUCUGCCAUGGCCUUUCAACCCAUACCUGGCUCCAAAACACUUCAAGUCCCUCUUAGGUUUGCAUGCAUGAAGUAGGAACCUCUGGGAAUUAAAUCUGACUGGAUCGACAUUCAUUUUUGCACACUUUACCCUGUAAUUUGCAAGGAAACGAUGCUAUGUAGAGUUGUUUUCACUGGGAGUUUCCCACCCAAAAACCUGAUUAAGGGGUUGUGAGAUUCUCGAUGCUCUGAGCUCACCAGCCUUCAACAGAUUUAUAGCCAUCUGAGUGGGCUUUCUACUCAUUUUAUCAUUCCACAGUGAAAACCAGCGUGGGAAGGAUAUGGACCAUAAUUAGAACAAAGGAAACUAGCUAUGUUUUCGUAAGCAGAGUCAGGUAUGUAAAAAAUAUCCAUAAUCCUCUUUUCAAAAGUACAUUCAAGUUGAAGACUAUUUGAAAAUUAGAUGUAGGUUAAGACUUUCAUGGUUUAAAUGUGUUCUAGUCAAUUAAAAAUGUAGCUAUAUAAAUGUGUAUGUACACACAUUAUUACUGCAAAGAAGCACUCUCCUUUUGUAAAGCAUAGUACAAAAUUUCUUAUAAAUGAAAACCAAAAAUCAGAUCAGUUAUCACGUGAAUCAUAAAUGCACAGAACAAAUCAGUAGUCUCAAUUCGUUCCAAAGCCGGUGGACAGCUCCGCCAUUGAAGUCACUACGUAUAGAGCUCCACUGGUGUAGAGUUCAUUGUAAGAUUAGAGCCUGGAUUUUUAAAAUAUUUUGUUGUAAAAAGUUUAAACAUUCAUUCCUUCUCCACCUGCCUUAGUCAGAAAAAGAGCAGAAAUCAAUGUGUAAAAGUCAAGGAGAAUCGGCACUGAACACCUCAAGGACAGAGAAAAAAUAGACACUGACUUCACUCUGUUAUUCUCUUAAGUUUUAGUAAUAUUGUCGUGUAUCUAUAGAUGUAUAUUUAGAAGUGGUUAAAGACAAGGUUUAGGAAAAAUGUAUUUUAAAAAAUCAAACUUUUCCUUGAGGUGAACGUUAACGUUG
Messenger RNA from Caretta caretta (loggerhead turtle), 4341 nucleotides. It is a transcript of the gene RPRD1A, whose product is annotated as regulation of nuclear pre-mRNA domain containing 1A. Gene Ontology annotation, biological process: mRNA 3'-end processing. The record is from RefSeq and is a predicted model, not a curated record. Gene Ontology annotation, molecular function: RNA polymerase II C-terminal domain binding. Lineage: Eukaryota; Metazoa; Chordata; Testudines; Cheloniidae.